Messenger RNA from Pipistrellus kuhlii (Kuhl's pipistrelle), 3993 nucleotides. It is a transcript of the gene MSH3, whose product is annotated as mutS homolog 3. Gene Ontology annotation, biological process: mismatch repair; somatic recombination of immunoglobulin gene segments; mitotic recombination. The record is from RefSeq and is a predicted model, not a curated record. Gene Ontology annotation, cellular component: nucleus. NCBI's taxonomy places the organism in Eukaryota, Metazoa, Chordata, Mammalia, Chiroptera, Vespertilionidae. The transcript has 24 exons. Gene Ontology annotation, molecular function: mismatched DNA binding; ATP binding; ATP-dependent DNA damage sensor activity. The coding region runs from base 1 to 3381 and encodes 1126 amino acids.
AUGUCGCGCCGGAAGCCACGCGGUGGCGGCGCGGCUGCCGCUGGCCCGGCCCCUGCCAGGCAAGCGGUUCUGAGUAGAUUCUUCCAGGCCAGCGGGAGCCUGAGAUCCACCGCCUCCCCCACCGGAGCGGCGGCGGAGGAGGGAGAACCUGACUCCGGCUCCGCAGCGCCUCCAGCGUCCGCUUCCCGGCCUCGAUCGCGGCCACACGUGGUUGCAGAAAUCGACAGAAGUACAAAGAGUCCACCAGAGGAUGAUGGGCCUGUUAAAAAGAAAGCAAAGAAAAUCCAAGAAAAGGAAGGUCAAAGUGAUUCAGGAACGUCUGGGAACCCUGAGCCAAGGAAAUGUCUGAGGACCAGGAUUGUUUUAAAGUCUCUGGAAAAACUGAAAGAAUUCUGCUGCGAUUCCGCCCCUCCUCAAAACAGAGUUCAGAGGGAGCCUCUGCAGGAGAGGUUUGCAGUUCUGCCAAAGUGUACUGAUUUCGACGAUAUCAGUCUUCUGCGUGCAAAGAACGCCGCUUCCGCUGAAGAUUCCAAGUCUAAAACUGGUCGAAAGGACAAGACACUUCCUGAUCUCAGUCAUUUUGGAUCAUCACAUGGGAGCUACGAAAACUUACAGAAAAUUUCUGAUUCUAAACCACCUAACAAAAGGACCAAAAGCAUCUACACGCCAUUGGAAUUACAGUACCUAGAAAUAAAGCAGCAGCAGAAAGAUGCAAUUUUGUGUGUGGAAUGUGGGUAUAAGUAUAGAUUCUUCGGGGAAGAUGCAGAGAUCGCAGCCCGGGAGCUCAAUAUUUAUUGCCAUUUAGAUCACAACUUUAUGACUGCAAGCAUACCUACUCACAGACUGUUCGUUCACGUGCGCCGCCUUGUGGCGAAGGGAUAUAAGGUAGGAGUUGUGAAGCAAACCGAAACAGCAGCAUUAAAGGCCAUUGGGGACAACAGAAGUUCCGUCUUUACCCGGAAACUGACUGCUCUUUAUACAAAAUCUACGCUUAUUGGAGAAGAUGUGAAUCCUUUAGUUCAGCUGGAUGAUGCUAUAGAUAUCGAUGAGAUAAUGACUGAUACCUCUACUAGCUACCUUUUGUGCAUCUGUGAAAAUAAAGACAAUGUUAAGGACAAAAAGAAGGGGAAUGUUUUCAUUGGAAUUGUGGGAGUGCAGCCUGCCACGGGUGAGGUUGUGUUUGAUAGUUUCCAGGAUUCUGCUUCCCGUUCAGAGCUAGAAACUCGGAUAUUACGCCUGCAGCCGGUGGAGCUGCUGCUUCCAUCUCAGCUGUCAGAGCAAACAGAGAUGCUCAUCCACAAGGCCACAGCUGUGAGGGUGCGGGAUGACAGAAUUCGAGUAGAAAGGAUGGAUAACAUGUAUUUUGAAUACAGCCAUGCUUCCCAGGUGUUUACAGAGUUUUAUGUAGAAGAUAUGAUUGACAUCAAAGGUUCUCAAAGCCUUUCCAGCGCCAUGAUCUUGGAGAAGCCUGUGAUUUGCUCUUUGGCGGCCAUAAUAAGAUACCUCAAAGAGUUUAACUUGGCAAAGGUGCUUUCCAAACCCAUGAAAUUUAAACAGUUGUCAAGUGCAAUGGAAUUUAUGACAAUUAAUGGAACAACAUUAAGGAAUCUUGAAAUCCUACAGAAUCAGACUGACAUGAAAAGCAAAGGAAGUUUAUUUUGGGUUUUGGACCAUACUAAAACUUCAUUUGGGAGACGGAAGUUAAAGAAGUGGGUGACUCAGCCGCUACUUAAUUUAAGGGAAAUAAAUGCUCGGCUGGAUGCUGUGUCUGAAGUUCUCCAUUCUGAAUCCAGUGUGUUUGGUCAGAUAGAAAAUCAUCUACACAAAUUGCCUGACAUAGAGAGAGGAGUCUGUAGCAUUUAUCACAAAAAAUGUUCUACCAAAGAGUUCUUCUUGAUUGUCAAAACCCUUUAUCACCUGAAGUCAGAAUUCCAAGCAUUAAUACCGGCUGUGAAUUCCCACGUCCAGUCAGACCUGCUCCGGACGUUUAUUUUAGAAAUUCCUGAACUCCUCUGCCCAGCGGAGCAUUACUUAAAGGUCCUCAACGAGCAAGCUGCCAAAAUUGGGGAUAAAACGGAAUUAUUCAAAGACCUUUCUGAUUUCCCUUUAAUAAAAAAGAGGAAGGAUGAAAUUCAAGAAGUUACUGACAAGAUCCAAAUACAUUUGCAAGAAAUAAGAAAAAUACUAAAAAAUCCUUCCGCACAAUAUGUGACAGUAUCAGGACAGGAGUUUAUGAUUGAAGUAAAGAACUCUGCUGUAGCUUGUAUACCAACUGAUUGGAUUAAGGUUGGAAGCACAAAAGCUGUGAGCCGCUUCCACUCUCCUUUUAUUGUAGAAAAUUACAGACAUCUGAAUCAGCUCCGGGAGCAGCUAGUCCUUGACUGCAAUGCUGAAUGGCUUGAUUUUCUAGAGAAUUUCAGUGAACAUUAUCAGUCCUUGUGUACAGCAGUACAUCGCCUAGCAGCUAUUGACUGCAUUUUCUCCCUGGCCAAGGUUGCUAAGCAAGGAGACUACUGCAGACCAACUCUGCUAGAAGAAAGGAAAAUCAUCAUAAAAAAUGGCCGGCACCCUGUGAUUGACGUGUUGCUGGGAGAACAGGAUCAGUAUGUUCCCAACAGUACAAAUUUGUCAGGGGACGCAGAGAGAGUAAUGAUAAUUACUGGGCCAAACAUGGGUGGAAAGAGCUCCUACAUCAAACAAGUCGCACUGAUUACUAUCAUGGCUCAGAUCGGCUCCUAUGUGCCUGCCGAGGAAGCGACCAUUGGAAUUGUGGAUGGCAUUUACACGAGGAUGGGAGCUGCAGAUAAUAUAUAUAAAGGACAGAGUACAUUUAUGGAAGAACUAACUGACACAGCAGAAAUAAUAAGAAAAGCCACGUCACAGUCCUUGGUUAUCCUGGAUGAAUUAGGAAGGGGGACGAGCACCCACGAUGGAAUUGCCAUUGCUUAUGCGACACUUGAGCAUUUUAUUAGAGAUGUGGAAUCCUUAACCCUGUUUGUCACCCAUUAUCCGCCAGUCUGUGAGUUAGAGAAAAGUUACUCACAACAGGUGGGGAAUUAUCACAUGGGAUUCCUGGUCAGCGAGGAUGAGAGCAAACAAGAUACAGGUGAAGAAGCCCCUGAGUUUGUCACCUUUCUUUAUCAAAUAACCAGAGGAAUUGCAGCAAGGAGUUAUGGACUAAAUGUGGCUAAACUAGCAGAUGUCCCUGGAGAAAUUUUAAAGAAAGCAGCCAGCAAGUCGAAAGAGCUGGAAGGAUUAGUAAAUAUGAAAAGGAAAAGGCUGAAGUGUUUUACAAAAUUAUGGACGGCAACGGAUGCAAAAGACCUGCGAAAGUGGACAGACGAGUGUGAAAUGGAAGACGUGGCAGAUCUCUCCUCCUGAUUAAAAUGAAGUCUACGUUUUGAACAAAAAACGAGAGCAUUGAGAACACCAACUGUCCCAAAAGAGCCCUCCGGUGACGGCCCAUCUCCGUGUGAGUGUAGACCAGGACCGUGGGACAUUGCUGUGGGACACGGCUUCGUGUAGAAAGUCUGUGUCGGGCUCUCGGCAUCCUGUCACCCCGCUUUAAAGUACAAACACUUUGGGAUAUUGAGACUGGUGUUACAUAAUUAGAAAUUUUCAGGGACAGUAAGCUUCACAUAAAACUAAAACCUAAAUAAAGCCUAAAGACUUUAGAGAGUGAUAUAAAGAUUUAAUUUAUAUUUUUAUUUGUUUCAUUUUAGAUAACUUACACAACUGGGUGAAAUGUCUGGCAAACAUUUACCUUUUCAUUCUUGAACUACAAUGGUUUUAUAAAGCCACCAGUUUAUUCACUCUGGGCAUAAACUUUUUUGAUAAGAAAUAGACGUAUCAAGCUUUUAGCAAUUUUUACACAGAAGGAAUAAAAUCAUAUGAAAUUUGAAGUUAAAUAUUGACCGUUUGAAGCAAUUUAAAGACUGUUGGAUGAAAUUAUUUGUCAUUCAUUGAAAUAAACAUUUAUGAAUACUUGCUAUA